ACGGUUUCUUUGACUUUGACUUGGUUUACCUCCCCAGUCUAAACAUUAAAUGAGCAUGAGCCUAAUGACGCGCGCUACUUAAAACUUGAAGAAAGGGUAAAGGAAUCCAAGAUGCCCAAAUAUUUCUGCGAUUACUGUGAUACAUAUUUGACUCAUGAUUCACCAUCAGUCCGCAAGACACAUAACAAUGGGCGCAAGCACAAAGACAAUGUCAAGUUUUAUUAUUCAAAAUGGAUGGAAGACCAAGCACAGGCUCUAAUAGAUCAAACUAUCAAGCAAGCUGAGAAGUCGUCAAGGAAUCAACCAAAUAUGCCUAAUUUUCCUCCUGGUAUGCUACCUCCUCCUGGAAUGAUGCCACCACUUGGAAUGAUGCCUCCUAUGCCUCCAGGAAUGAUGCCGCCAAUGGGUAUGCCACCAACAGGUGGUAUGAUGCCUCCUGGAAUGCCUCCAAUCGGAAUGCCUCCUCGCAUGAGUUCUCAUAUAGGCGCACCUAAUAGUCUGAAACGACCUGGUGGACCAAUAAAUGGUGGUCCUCCUCCUCAACGCCCUAUGGGACCUGGAGGUCCUAGAGGUCCUCCGCCUGGUAUGGCACUUCCAACGAUGCUUCCUCAGGGAAUGCCUCGACCUCCUAUCAGAGCAGGAUUUCGAAGCUAAAAGAAUUAUAGGAUUGUAGAAUGGGAAUAAGUGGAGAAUAAAGUAUUUAUUAUGCCGCG
This is a messenger RNA of Hydra vulgaris (swiftwater hydra), 713 nucleotides long. Its product is annotated as U1 small nuclear ribonucleoprotein C. The record is from RefSeq and is a predicted model, not a curated record. Gene Ontology annotation, biological process: mRNA 5'-splice site recognition; mRNA splicing, via spliceosome; spliceosomal snRNP assembly. Gene Ontology annotation, molecular function: zinc ion binding; pre-mRNA 5'-splice site binding. Gene Ontology annotation, cellular component: U1 snRNP; nucleus. NCBI's taxonomy places the organism in Eukaryota, Metazoa, Cnidaria, Hydrozoa, Anthoathecata, Hydridae.